AUGAACUGGAUCGGUCUUGGGGAGGAGAGCAAGCUCGCGGCCGCGGCCGCCCACGGCGACGCCGACGUGGUCCUCGCACUGCUGCAAGCCGGUGUGCCGCCGACCGCCAGCAAGCUCGGCUACUCGGCGCUCUUCAACGCGGCGUGGGGCAACAACAUCUCGAUCGUCGAAGCGCUUCUCGAGGCCGGCGCGAACCCCGAUACGGCGACCUGGUUUGGCGUCACGCCGCUGCUGGUUGCUGUCGGAAAAGGCCAUACGCGCAUCGUGGAGCUUCUCACCGCCGCCAACGCGGACGUCAACACGACCGACGUGCAUGGUCGAACGCCACUGCUCGUCGCUGUCCUCCAUGGCAACAGUGACGUCGUCAAGCUCUUGGUCGACGCCAACGCCGACUGCAACUACCCCACGCGCGACGGCAUGUCGCCACUGAUGCUGGCCUUGUCGGCCGGUCAGCUCGCGAUCGCACAGCUCUUGAUCGACGCCCAAGCAAAUGUCCACCAGACCAACCUCGCCGGCGACUCGGUGCUUUUUCAAGCCGUGCGCUCGGGCAACACGGCGAUGGUCGAGCUCGUGGUCGCGGCAGGGGCCAACGUCAACCACGCCAACCGGGAUGGGAUCUCGCCGCUCCUUCUCGCCGCUACGCAAGGCUACUCGGCCAUUGUCCGCAUCUUGCUGGCCGCCAACGCCCACGUGCACAGCUGCGACCAGCAUGGCACGUGUCCUCUGCUCGCAGCGGCCCACUUUGGCCACGAAGACAUCGUGCAGCAGCUCCUCGAAGCUUCGGCGAGCCCGCAUGUGAGCAACAAGCUUGGCGAGUCGCCCGUCUACCUCGCUGCCAUGCACGGUCGCUCUCGCAUCGUCGCUCUCCUCGUACAGUCGCAAGCCGACGUCAACCAAACAACCAACCUAGGCUACACGGCACUGCUGCAAGCUGCCGACAAGGGCGACAGUGAGAUCGUGCAGCUGCUUUUGGCCCACGGCGCCGACCCGAACCUGUGCACACCGCGUGGCAAUCGCCCGAUCUUGAAGGCCGUCCAGAUGGGCCAUGUUGAUGUGCUGCUCAUUCUCUGGAACGCGGGUGCUAGCGUCGACGACGCGCUCCUGGACGAAGCCAAGCUCGUCGAAGCAGUCGCAUGCGGCGGCGUCAGCACGGUCGCCCUUUUGCUGGAGAAAGGCGUGUCCCCCGAUGCGUCCAAACGCGGCUAUUCGGCCUUGUACGUCGCCUUGAAGCGCGAGCAAGCGGCCAUCGUCGAGAUGCUUCUUACCGCAGGCGCCAAUGUCGACAAGGCGGCGUGGUAUGGAAUUACGCCGCUGCUGCUAUGUGUGCGCCAGCGCAACGCCAAGUUGGUCGAGCGGUUGGUGGCUGCUGGCGCGGACGUCAACAAGCAAGAUACGUGGGGCACGACGCCGCUAGCCCUCGCGGUCGAGGUCAAGAACUACUUCAUUGCGCGCACACUGCUGACCGCGGGGGCCGACCCCAAUACUUGCGACUCGAUGGGACGUACGGCGCUUUUCAUGGCCGUACUGGCGGAACACAGCGUGCUCGUCACCGCGCUUGUCUCGGCCCGCGCCGAUGUCAACCUUGCGGACAAGGAGGGAUUCACGCCCCUGCACGCGGCUACGACGGUCAAAAAUUGCUAUUCGAUCGCAAAACUGCUGCUCGCAGCGGGUGCUGACAUCAACCUCACCACGAAUGAGGUGGGCCAGUCGGCGCUUCUGAUGGCAGCCAAAGGCAACCAAACAGCGCUCAUCCAGCUCUUCGUCAACUCCGACGCCAUGCUCGACAGCAAGGAUAAGCUGGAAGUGUUUCCGCUCUUUGCAGCGACCAAGCACCGCAACACCGCGAUGGUCGAGCUUCUUUUGGCCAAAGGGGCCAACCCGAACCACACCAUGAUCAACGACGUGUCGCCUCUGUACUAUGCAGCGUACUACGGCUAUAGCGAUGUCGUGCGGCAGCUCACGGCGGCCGGCGCGAAUCCCAACACGGCGACCGCUAGCGGUAUGACGGCGUUGAUGUUUGCAGCCCGAGGCGGCCAUACGGACAUUGUCAAGCUGCUGCUCUCGGCCAAUGCCGCUGUCUACAAGCACGACGUCUUUGGCACGACGCCGCUUCUCGUGGCCACUGGCAAAGGCCACGUACGCAUUGUCCAAGUUCUUAUUGCGGCCAACGCCUUUCUCAAUAAGCGCGACAAGUGGGGCGGCACGGCGCUCUUCCUCGCGGCCGAGCGCGGCAGCCUCGAGAUGACGUCGCUGCUUAUCGCGGCCAAUGCCAAUCUCAACAAAUCCGACCACUAUGGCCGGUCGCCGACGUUGAUUGCGGCGCAGCACGGACACACGGACGUCGUCGACGCGCUCGUCAAUGCCCACGCCGACUACGACAAGCCCAACCGACACGGCGAGUCGCCGCUCAUGGUGGCCGCGCUGGCCAACCACGUCGACACGGUAGUGCUCUUGCUCAACACGGGCGCGGACGUCAACCAAUGCAACCGGCACGGCGAGUCGAUUCUGCUGCAAGCCGCUGGGAAAGGCCAUCUCGUGGUCGUGGACCUCUUGCUGCGUGUCGGCGCCGCCAUCGACACGCGCAGUCUUAACGGCAGCUCGGCGCUUUUGGUGGCGAUCGCGGAGGGCCAUGUCGAUGUCGUUCACCUCCUCGUGGACGCCGGCGCCGACGUCAACCAGUGCGACCAGAACGGCAUGUCUCCGCUGCUGCUGGCCACGUACCAUGGGCAGCUUGAACUGGCCCUCGCCCUCAUCAACGCCAGUGCCGACCCGCACAAGACCAACAACCUGGGCUCGUUUCCGCUGCUGGCUGCCGUGUCCCAGGGCCACCACGGACUCGUCGACCUCUUGUUACACUCGCCCGUCAACGUCAACCAAGCCACAACCGCAGGACACACGCCGCUCAUGCGUGCUGCCGACCUCGGCCACCUCGCGAUUGUGCAGCUGCUAGUUGCCGCCGACGCCGACACCAACUUGGAGAGCUUGACGGGCGACACGGCGCUCAUUUUUGCAGCCUUCCGCGGCCAGUUUGAAAUGGCCCAGCACCUCGUGGCGGCCCAAGCCAACAUCAACCACUGCAACAAGGUGGGCGUGUCGGCCGUGAGCCUCGCGGCCGCUGGUGGUCAUGUCAACAUUGUCCAUUUGCUCAUUGCAGCAAACGCCGAUAUCAACAAGUGCGACUGCAGGGGCGAGACGCCGAUCUUUAAGGCUGCCAGGAAUGGCCACGCGCAGGUUGUCGAGCUCCUGUUCAUGGCGGGAGCUCAGAUCCAUCAGCCAGACGAGGUGAAUCCGCUGGCUGUGGCGCGGCGACGGGGCCACCGUCAUAUUGUACAGCUGCUGGAGGUGACGCCGAUGGCCAUUCCUCUCGUAUCAAUCACAUUGCCGACCGAGUCGACGCCGCUCGCUGUCUAG
This is a messenger RNA of Saprolegnia diclina VS20, 3411 nucleotides long. RefSeq lists its product as hypothetical. The record is from RefSeq and is a predicted model, not a curated record. Lineage: Eukaryota; Oomycota; Saprolegniomycetes; Saprolegniales; Saprolegniaceae. The transcript is spliced from 35 exons. Gene Ontology annotation, cellular component: cytoplasm. Gene Ontology annotation, biological process: innate immune response. The coding region runs from base 1 to 3411 and encodes 1136 amino acids. Gene Ontology annotation, molecular function: protein binding.